Trichomonas vaginalis G3 is the source of this 2727-nucleotide messenger RNA. Its product is annotated as TOR signaling. Gene Ontology annotation, molecular function: protein-macromolecule adaptor activity; protein binding. Gene Ontology annotation, biological process: TOR signaling; positive regulation of cell growth; regulation of autophagy. The record is from RefSeq and is a predicted model, not a curated record. The transcript has a single exon. The coding region runs from base 1 to 2727 and encodes 908 amino acids. Gene Ontology annotation, cellular component: TORC1 complex; cytoplasm. Lineage: Eukaryota; Parabasalia; Trichomonadida; Trichomonadidae.
AUGGGCCAUGGAUUACAACAAAAUCCUGAUCAAACAACUUUAAACUUAUCGCCAACAAUAGAAGACGAAAACGAUUCCUUAAAGUAUACAGAUUUGAUAUCCGCAUUCAAAGAUCCAAGUUGCUUUAUUAUUGAUGCUGAUUACGCAGGAAAUAUGUAUCCGAUUUUUGCAGACGAAACAAUAGGAAACAAAGACAGAAUAGGGUUCUUUGCAUGCUCAGAAGACGAAAUACUACCAAGAAAAGUACGUUUACCAGCAGAUUUAUUUACAUCUUGUAUGUUAACUCCAGCAUACGUCGCAAUACUUCUAGAAUCACGUCAAUUCUAUGCAUUCAAGAAAGAAGGUAUCCAUGAACUAGAACUUGAAGAUUUUUCCGAAAACGGAAAUUUGAAAAAUUUAAUUAUGCCUUUUACACAAAUAAUCAACAAGAUGAUGAAUUGUCUUGUCAGAGCAAUGAGUUUAGAAGUCCUUAAACCUACUGAUCAUUACAAUAUCUUCUUCAAAGAUCCAAAAGUUUCACAUUUAUUUGUCAAUUUUUGUUUUGCACAACACAUUGGAAAUGAAAUCGGAUUUCAUCCACUUUCUUAUCCAAAAAUACCUGAUUUCACGGAGCAUCCUCUCUGGGAAUAUCUUUGCAUGUACUUAGACCAUGUUUUGUAUUAUUUAUUGGCUCCUUUCGACAACACAAAACAAAAUCAAAUUGUAAAUUACGACAAAAACGUUUUUCUUUCAGAUGUUUUGUCGUCAAUUACUAAUGCAUUGAAUGACAGGUUCAACAAAGAUAUUCCACGCCAAUUCGCCUUAUUCCCAUUGAUUUUUGAUGACGACAAUUUGGUUGAAAAAGGAAUAGAAACAUUAAUUUUGUAUUUUGACAAAAGACAAAAUUUGUCAAUCAAAAACUCAAUUUGUCUUGGAAUGAUCGAGUGUCUGACAACAAUACAAACAAAGAACCACCUCUCUUCUAUAAAAGGAAUUGCUUAUUGUCUCUGCAAAUUGUUGGCUUUCGCGUAUACAAAUAAAAACGGUUAUGAACUGUUUUUGAGUUAUCCGAAUGAUAUUUUGACAAAUUUAAUACGUGAUAAUAGUAAUGAUGUCAAUAUAACACUCGCUAUUGUCUUGCUAACAAUCAUGUGCUCUUUGGAUGGAAGUUACGUUGAAAAUUUCCCAAACAAAGAAUAUUUUGUAAAUUUGUCAAAUGGCAGAAACAAAAUGCACAUCUUUUGGUCACUUCUGUUCAUCUCUUUGUUCGUUGAUGCAUUCGAGGAACUUCCCCAAGGAGAUUUUAACCUUUUCUUCAAUAAAGUUUGCAAUUCAAUAAUUAUUGAUGAUCCCGACAUAAAAAGUGCAAGUAUUAACGUUCUUUCCAGCUUAAUUGUGCAUGAUAUCGGGUUUAUAUCAAUUGAUCUCGUAAGAAACACCAUUGUUGAGAACUAUUUGAGCCCAUCUCAAAUUGUUCGAAUGCAAACUUUCCUUUUGCUGCAGAAUUUCUUGAUAUCUGAUAUGGCGAAUGACGAAGUAUACUUUAAAGAUGUAUUCGAAUGCUUAGUUGCUAUGAAAGAUGAUGCAAAUCCAGAUAUAGCAAAUGCGGCGAAAUAUAUCUUCCAAAAGUUCCAUAAUAAAGACAAAAAUGAUGUGCUAAUAAUACCUUAUCACUCAUCAGCCCUCAUUGAUGGUUCGAUUUCCGCUUUCUUGAAGAUUAAAUUUGAUAAUUUGCAUAUCUGCACAGAUCCACCUUUCAAUCCUCAUAUUAUGCCACUAACAAAGAAAGUGUUGCCAUCAAUGGGUGCAUUCCCGCAAUCAAACUACAUUUUCAACGAAAUUGAUAAGGUAGAACAUGAUAAAAAAGUGACAACAAAUAUUGCCUUCAUUGAUGAGAAUUUCUAUGCUUUUGGAGAUGUCGAUGGCUCCAUCUGUGUACGUAAUUUCACGGAGCACAUCACAAUAAAGCACAACAAGCAGAAAUUCUUUAGAAGUGACAAUAAUUCGCCUUUAUCUUUUGUUACUCCGUUUUUGAAUGAUUCAUUGAUUACAGGAACAAAGAACGGAUUUAUUUCCAUAAUAAGCGGAAUACACGGCGAAAUGUAUCUCAAUGAUUCCUUUAAAGUUCCUGCAGCUUGUCAUUUGGAGUUGAAUUCCACAGAAUUCGAUGAUAUCAAAAACUGUUUUAUGAUUGGAACAGAAGAAGGAACUGUCGAAAUCUGGGAUGCUUCAAGAUGCCAAAACACAAACCCUAUCAAGCUGCUUGAUGAAGGAAUAUCAAAGAUACAUCUCAGCCCAGAAGAUAACUCAUUAAUUGGUGUUAUCGGAAGAAAAAGUGGCUGCUUAAAAUGGUUUGAUUCAAGAAGCGGUUUUGACAAUCCUGUAAUUUAUUAUGGAGAUGGAUUUGUUGAAUUUGAAACUGUUAAAUUCGAAAGAGGAGGUUUCCUCGCGCUAGGUAGUGACGGGAAAAUGUCACAAUUUAGAUUGAACUCGAUGAACAAAAGAAGUUUUACAUCUCUUGAUAAUUACGAGAUAUUUGAUGUAUCUUUACACAAACCUUGCUUUAUUGCAUGCGGAAAAUCGCUUGAUGUAGUUGAUUUGAUUAGUGGAACACCUUUCCACGUGCUUCCAAGGUUGUAUUCGUUCAAACCUGGUGCAAUUUCGUCAAUUGACUUUAAUUCUCAUCAACAUACUUUUUGUUUUGUUGCAAAUGGAAACACAAUACAUGCAACAAAUGUUGCUAAUUAA